AUGUCCAUCAAGGAACAGACCCAGCUGGUAAUCUCAGUGAGGAAUCAGCCCACCAGAUAUGCUACCAUGUACAAUGAUGAGGUGACAGGGAAGGUCUGUUCAGCCACCUGCACUGUGUUCUCCCACACUUGCAAGGGGAUUUUCCUCAUAGCCAAGAUGGUCUGUUUGCUGAUCGUCAUCUGUUAUUCUGCCUCCUGAGUUAUGGGUUACCUUACGUUACCAGUGUUGCAGAUGGUCUUCACUGGGGUCUUUUUUGCCAUCUUUAUGUUGAACAUGCAUCACCAGAUACAGUUCAUUAACUGGCCCUGGACUGACUUCUGAGCUCUCAUCAAAUCUGUCCUCUUCAUCACUUCACUCAUCACCAUUAUCAAAUAUGCGGAUGAUGCCAGUAUGGUUGGAGGGGUAUUGGGGCUGGUGGCAGCCAUCCUGUUUGCCUAUGAUGCCUAGAGUACCUUCCAAAGCCAGUGGAGCCACCACACCCCAGC
Molecule: messenger RNA, 485 nt
Organism: Dromiciops gliroides (monito del monte)
Lineage: Eukaryota; Metazoa; Chordata; Mammalia; Microbiotheria; Microbiotheriidae
Gene: PLP2
Product: proteolipid protein 2
Cellular component (GO): membrane
Source: RefSeq, a predicted model, not a curated record